CGAUAAAAAAAAAAAAAAAAGAACUUGAAGGUCUAGUAGGACAACAUUAUUCUAACCUUUAUUUAAAUUAGCAGUAAUUGGCAUGUGAUCGUGGAUGAUGGACGUUGUAAACAACGAUGAAUUAAUAUUUGCAUCUCUGUUGAUAUUAUUACAAGACAAAAUUGAUUUAAAUACAUUAAAAUAUGAAAAUACUUGAAUACAAAAUAAUUGAAUAGAAUUUAAACGUCAUGAAGAGAUAUUGGAUAACGUGUAUUGUUGCAAGCAAUAUCAUUCAACAUUUAUGUAUAAUGAUUUCAGAUAUAUUCUCAUUUGAAAUAUAAUAUUCUUAUUUUGUUAUUGUUUUGAUGUAUACAUAAACAAAUUAAUUUAUUCAUAGUAAUAUAUUUUUGUAUAAUCAGAAAAAUGUGUGAAAACACACACGUUAAAGAACAAUGGCAACUUCUACAAAACCUCAGAUUUACCGUGGAAGGGUUACUUAUUGAUGGUAUAGCAAAUGUAUGGAAUGUUUAUGGUGGUUUAAAUAGAUUACACAAUGCAAUGGAACAAAUCUUCAAACAUGGCUUUCGUAUAUUUAAUUCUAAUGGUGAACCGAAUUGUUGGAUUUUUAUUCAAGGAUUAAAUUGGCUUCAACCGUCAUUAGUGUCAUCACCCAUAAUAUCUGAAAAUGAAGAUUAUUUUUCUAAUUUACCAACCAAAAUCAUUUCUCGGAAAGAUAUGUUAUGGCUGUACAAAAGUUUAGAAAAUCAUAGCUUAUCUCACAAACUAUCUUGGCUUUUAUCCGAUAAGGAACAUUUACUUUCCUGUCUGGAACCAUGGGCUUUCUUGUGUCAAGAAAAAUUAGCCGAAGCUACUUUGAUUUGUUUAAGAGCAGUAGAAAGAAACCAACCAAUACUUCUAACAGAGAUCGAUCCAUGUUUAUUUCAACCAAAUUGGGUCUCUUCUAAUUUAAGUCCUAAAAGACAUAAACGUUCCUCAUCUUAUCCUGCAAACUUUUGUUCUACGACUUUGGGUAUACUUAGAGAAAGGAAACUACAUAUUCAAACAAAUGGUCAGUUAUCGUAUACAAAUAGAAGUGUUAAAAACACAGCGUCUCAACAUAAUCAAGAUAUUAAUAAUAAAAGCAAUAUAAAUAAGAAUGAUAAAGUUUAUGAUAUUUCUUUGAAAACUUGGAGUAGUCUUCCAACAUUAGAGGAUUCUCAUAACAGUUCUUCAGAAACUGUUUUAAACUCUACCAAAAAUCCAUGUGUGCACAAAACUGUUAAGAUUCAAACACCUUCCGUUGAGUUGUCAAAAAUAAUUCACAUUAAUUACUCGGAUGUUAAACAAUCAAUGAAUUCGUCAAGUGAAAAAGUAGCAACUAAACCAAAGACUCCUACAAGAAAAAUGAGAAACAAAAUAAAAAUAGCGCAAGAGAAUAAAAGAAUGUUAAAUACUUCUAGCGGAAGUAGCAGUACUUUAAAUUAUGAAGAUUCGAUAAGAGGGGUCGUUGAAGAACAUUGUAUUUCGUCAGAAACCACAGAUGGAGUAAAUUUAAGGAAACAUGGAACGAAUGGUGGUAUCAAAAUAAACCGAAAAUUUAAAAAGAUAAGUUCAUUUUUACCAAGAUCUGCACCGGAGUUUUCUAAUUCGUGGUCAGUUGAAAUAGAAGGACAAAAGGAUAUUAGAACGCCAAAGAAAAGUUUUAUGGAGGAUGGUGGGAGUAGUGUUCAACCGAUGGCUACAGGAUUUUUUCCAAGGCCUAUAGAAGGACAAAGCUUGACAAGUUUUUUGUCAUCGGCACAAUUUUCUAAAGCUAAUGCUGAAUUAGAUAGGGAAAAUGCACAUUUUAGUAUUUCCGAAGCUAUGAUAGCUGCUAUUGAACAAAUCAAAUGUAACAGACAAUGGUGUCUUGUGGAUGAAACCGUUGAAGAUAGCGAUGAAGAAAUUAAUAAUCUUAAACAAAGAAUACGAAUUAGACGACGUCAGCGUCAAGAAGAACGAUGUAGAGGAAGAACAUGGAAUCGUGAUAUAUUCAGCGAUGGCAAGACUGAUACAACAACUACAGAUCAAAGCGUGAGUCCUUUAUCAACUUCUUCUAAUACUCCAUCUGAUAGUAUUUCAACGGAUGAUGUAGAAGAUAUAGAAGUAGAUAAUGCAAAUAUGACUAAAUUGAACAAUUCUGGAAUAUCUGCAUCUAUGGCUUCGCUAUAUUCUGAUGCUGAUUUACAUCAAUUUAAGCAAGGUUUAGAAUUGUCGCAAAAUGAAAGUAUUAUAUCUGCAGAAGGUGUAGCAUUGUCGCUUAUUAGUAGAUUUAGUGAAAAGCAGUUACCACGAGCAAGCGAAUUGCAAUGGCUUGUUUCUGAAAAAGAUGCUCCACAACGAUUAUUACCUCUACCAAAAAGUUGGCCUGUUAGUCCGGAUGAAGUUGAAAAGGAAGAUUCUAUUCAAUUACGUGGAACUGUAGAAUGGGCUCCACCCAGACCACAGAUUAUAUUUACUCCACAUCCUCCACCUAUCAGACGAACUUUAAUAGCUAAACAGAAUUAUAGAUGUGCAGGUUGUGGUAUGAAAGUUGCAGUUAAAUAUUCUAACAAGUUUCGAUAUUGCGAAUACUUGGGUAGAUAUUUUUGUACUGGCUGUCAUACGAAUCAAGUUGCUCUAAUACCAGGAAAAAUAUUAUCUAAAUGGGAUUUUAAUAGGUAUCCUGUGUCUAACUUUUCAUACAGAUUAUUAGACCAAAUGAUGCUUGAUCCAUUGUUUCAAAUUCAAGAUUUAAAUGUUUCAUUGUACAGACGUAUAAAACAAUUAGAAAGAACAAGAAUAUUACGCACGAAGUUAUAUUUCCUUAAAGAUUUUUUGUAUACUUGCCGAUUUGCAGCGAACGUUCAAGAUAUUUUAAAGAAAGAGCCAAAUUAUAUUAUAAAUGAUCCACAUAUAUACUCUAUACAAGAUCUUAUGUACGUUAAGCUUGGAAUAUUACCCAUGCAAUUACAAGAAUUGAUCGAAGUGUGUAAUGCUCAUGUUACCGCUUGUGAGUUAUGUCAAGCAAGAGGAUUUGUAUGCGAAAUAUGUUACUCCAAAGACGUGAUAUUUCCAUGGGAAUUGUCCAAAAUUACCCGAUGUGAAAUUUGUGGAGCUUGUUUCCAUAAUGAAUGUAAAACAACGUUUAAUAAAUUAGAAUGUAAACGUUGUGAUCGUUUGCAAGCUAGAAGAGUAUCAAGACAAGAAGCACUUUGACAAAAGGUAAGAAUUUCUUCUGUUAUAGAAAAAACAUCGAUUAAAUUAGAAUGUAAACGAUAAGAAAGAUUUUGUGAAAAGUUUUUAAAUUAUAUGUGAAUUCAAAUUUUUUAUUAUUUAUAAUUUAUAUAUAUAUAUAUAUAUUCUUCAAAAUAUGUGUUUUGUCUCUCUAUAGUCAUAAUCAAUUACAAUUAGUAUUUUCAAAUCUCAGUAUCAACGUAUAAACAUUACACACAUGGUUCCUUUUAAUCAUUAGCCAUUCAUUUAGUAUUAAUAUAAUAUACGAAAAAAUGUUAACGAUGCUAGGUACUUGGAUAUAUAAUUAAUAACAAUAUUAUAAAAUACCUAUGACAUAUAUUAUAUGGUUAGCGUUUAGAAUGUAUCUUAAUUUUGAUAGAACUGUUUUAUUUUUCAGUUAUUAUUUUAAUAAUAAUUUGCUCUAAAUUAUGAACUGUUGAAUAAAACAUUUGUUCUAUGUUAAGAAAACAUUUUAAAUGCAUACCAUUAGGUGGUAUGGUAAGACUGACAAAAUUGUGAUAUACAAUACUAAUUUUCUCAAUUAUAUAUAAUUUUUAUUUAAAUAAAUAAAUUGUAUAUAUAUAAGGAAAGAUGUAUCUUUUUGCUAGCAAUUGUUACCAUAAUAGAAGAAAAAAAGAAAUGUUAUAAGAAUUAUUGAAGAAAAUGUUUAAGAGAGAGAGAGAGAGAGAGAG
This is a messenger RNA of Polistes dominula (European paper wasp), 3926 nucleotides long. RefSeq names its product run domain Beclin-1-interacting and cysteine-rich domain-containing protein rubicon (gene Rubicon). The record is from RefSeq and is a predicted model, not a curated record. Lineage: Eukaryota; Metazoa; Arthropoda; Insecta; Hymenoptera; Vespidae. Gene Ontology annotation, molecular function: phosphatidylinositol phosphate binding. Gene Ontology annotation, cellular component: intracellular membrane-bounded organelle.